This is a messenger RNA of Arabis nemorensis, 2070 nucleotides long. The record is from the annotation of a GenBank genome assembly. NCBI's taxonomy places the organism in Eukaryota, Viridiplantae, Streptophyta, Magnoliopsida, Brassicales, Brassicaceae.
AUGUUCUCUCCAGUACUCUUCAGAUUCUCAAAACCCAAUUCUUGUCUGAUCUUGCUUAUCUUCUUGUUCUAUUUUCACCAUCUUCCUUGUGCUCUAAGUCAACGAGAACUUAGGUUAUGUGAUUCUCUGUUUCACUGUGGGAAUUUCACCGCCGGUUUCCCGUUCUGGGGAGACAGUAGACCAGAACCUUGUGGUCAUCCUUCUUUGGUGCUUCACUGUAAUAAACCCACAAACAAGACUUAUCUGAUAAUCUCAGGUCAGAUGUACAAUGUCCUCCAAAUAGACAACGCAUCUAACACUCUUAGACUUGCGAGGCAAGACUUUCUAGGUGAAUCAUUUUGCUCUGCUACGUUCACCGGCACAACGUUGACUCCUGAACUCUUUGAGCUUUCUUCAGAUUACAAGACCCUCUUUGUUUACUAUCUCUGCGAUGAUGCUCGUCUGCACAAGCCUUCGAGUUUCACGUGUCCGAAGAUCGGUGUUGCCUCGGUGCAUAAGAACGAUGAAAAUCAUGAGAACUGUGGUGCGAGUUUCAACAUCACUGUUCCCACGAGUUACGUUCCAGAGGAGGAAGCUUUGAAUUUGACCCGUUUAAGAGGUGUUCUAAGAAAUGGAUUCAAGGUGAAGGUAAAGAUAGAUGAGAGACUGUGUCAAGAAUGUCAAUCUAGCGGUGGAAUCUGCGAGUUCGAUGUUGCUACUCCGGUGUGCUGCAAGGCAAACUCUUCAUCAGGAUUAGUAAUCAACUGCAAUCCAAUGAUUCCAUCUCGAUCUAAUGAACUCUCAAAAGAAGCGAAAAUAGGCAUCGGAUUCACUUGUGGGUUCUUAGGUGCCACUCUUUUAGCAGGAAGUUUGGUUUGCUUCUUCAUCCGGAGAAGAAAGAAACUGGCAGCUCAAUACACAAGCAAAGGCCUUUCAACAGCAACGCCUUACUCAAGCACUAAUACAAUGUCAACCGCUCCAACUUCCACAACAAUCUCCCGCAGCAAUCACUCUCUUGUACCCUCGAUUUCUAACAUUGGAAACGGCAGCGUCUACUUUGGAGUUCAAGUCUUCAGCUAUGAAGAACUCGAGGAAGCCACUGAGAAUUUCUCUAGAGAGCUUGGAGAUGGAGGCUUCGGUACUGUUUACUACGGUUUACUAAAGGACGGACGAGCUGUGGCUGUAAAACGACUCUUCGAGAGGUCCCUGAAACACGUAGAACAAUUCAAGAACGAAAUCGGCAUCUUGAAAUCCUUAAAACACCCGAAUCUAGUGAUCCUAUACGGAUGCACAACAGGACAUAGCAGAGAGUUACUCCUAGUUUACGAAUACAUUUCUAAUGGCACACUAGCUGAACAUCUCCAUGGAGACCAAGCAAAAUCUCUUCCAAUCUGCUGGCCUACACGACUCAACAUCGCAAUUCAAACCGCAAGCGCCUUAUCGUUUCUCCAUGCCUCAGGGAUCAUACACAGAGACGUCAAGACUACUAACAUUCUUCUAGACAGUAAUUACCAAGUGAAAGUGGCUGAUUUCGGACUCUCACGGUUUUUUCCGACGGAUCAAACUCACAUCUCCACGGCACCACAGGGCACACCAGGAUAUGUAGAUCCUGAGUAUUACCAAUGUUACCGUCUCAACGAGAAAAGCGACGUAUACAGCUUCGGAGUAGUCCUCUCGGAACUAAUCUCAUCAAAAGAAGCAGUCGACAUUACCAGACAUCGGCAAGAAAUCAAUCUCGCGAACAUGGCGAUUUCCAAAAUCCAAAACGACGCCGUUCAUGAGCUCGCAGAUCUAUCUCUCGGAUUCGUGAGGGAUCCUUCAGUGAGGAGGAUGAUGAUGUCGGUUGCUGAGUUAGCUUUCCGGUGUUUGCAACAGGAGAGGGAAGUACGGCCAUCGAUGGAUGAGAUCGUUGAGGUUUUGAGAGGGAUUCAGAAGGAAGGGAAUAGAGAUUUGUCGGAGGUGGUGGAGAUUGAUGUGAGCGGUGGAGAUGAAGCUGUAUUGCUGAAACACGGUGUUCCUCCGCCGUUAUCGCCGGGGACUGAUCAAGGGACGACGAGUAGUUCGAAUAAUACGACGGCGAGCUCGUUUUGA